ACAUUGUAAUCAUCAUAAUUAUCAUCUUUGGCUCUUCAUCAAGCUAAAACUUUUCAUUAUUUUACCAGUUUCUUUUCAGUUAAAGACAUACAUAAAAACUGUGAUUUACUCAACCCACGAAUCCAAUAAUCAAAAUGUCGGACGGUUUUGUUGGCGAUUACAAUCUUGUUACAAGUGAAAACUUUGACGAUUUCUUGAAAGCUUUAGGUGUUGGUAUGAUCCUUCGUAAAACCGCUGGAGCUCUUAAACCAUCUUUCCAUGUAGCCAAAGACGGUGAAGAUGCUUUCACUUUUAAAUCAGUUUCAACCUUUAAAACAACUGAAAUUAAAUUCAAAUUGGGUGAAGAGUUUGAACAGAAACGAAUGGACGGAGUUUUAUGCAAAUGUGUAAUUACUAAAGAUGGAAAUAAAUUCAUUGAAGAGCAAAAAAGUGACCCACCUGCAAAAAUUGUCCGGGAAUUCAAUGGCGAUGAGCUGAAAAUUGUUUGUACAUGUAAAGAUGCUGUUGCAACCAGGAUUUACAAGAGAGCCACAAA
Messenger RNA from Tetranychus urticae (two-spotted spider mite), 535 nucleotides. RefSeq names its product fatty acid-binding protein. The record is from RefSeq and is a predicted model, not a curated record. NCBI's taxonomy places the organism in Eukaryota, Metazoa, Arthropoda, Arachnida, Trombidiformes, Tetranychidae. Gene Ontology annotation, molecular function: lipid binding.